Messenger RNA from Phanerochaete carnosa HHB-10118-sp, 411 nucleotides. RefSeq lists its product as uncharacterized. The annotation marks the transcript as partial. The transcript has 2 exons. The record is from RefSeq and is a predicted model, not a curated record. NCBI's taxonomy places the organism in Eukaryota, Fungi, Basidiomycota, Agaricomycetes, Polyporales, Phanerochaetaceae.
GAGCAGCGCCGCAUCGAGUCGGGCGAGGGCGGCCGCACGAUCUUCACCGGCGAGUGGAAGCGCACGCCCGAGCAGCGCGCGGUCUGUGCCGAGCUCGAGCGGGUCGCACAGGAGGUCGGCGCACAGCACAUCACGUCUGUUGCUAUCGCGUGGAUCAUGCAGAAGGUCCCGUACGUCUUCCCGAUCGUCGGCGGCCGCAAGGUCGAGCACCUCCACCAGAACAUCGAGGCGCUCUCGAUCCGCCUCUCGGACGAGCAGAUCAAGCGCCUCGACGGGACCGUGCCCUUCAAGAAGGGUUUCCCGUACGAAGAUUUUGGUGACGGGAGCGAAUACAGCACUGUUCACAAGAUGCUGGGACACUUUGACAUGUGGCCCAGUGCACAGCCCAUCAAGCCUCAGCGAAGGAGCUAG